Messenger RNA from Penicillium daleae, 3417 nucleotides. RefSeq names its product ssDNA endodeoxyribonuclease RAD2. The transcript has a single exon. Lineage: Eukaryota; Fungi; Ascomycota; Eurotiomycetes; Eurotiales; Aspergillaceae. Gene Ontology annotation, biological process: nucleotide-excision repair. Bases 1 to 3417 code for a protein of 1138 amino acids. The record is from RefSeq and is a predicted model, not a curated record. Gene Ontology annotation, molecular function: single-stranded DNA binding; DNA endonuclease activity. Gene Ontology annotation, cellular component: nucleus.
AUGGGUGUUACCGGGCUUUGGACAGUGUUGCAACCAUGCGCCCGCCCUAUUAAACUCGAAACACUCAACAAGAAACGGCUGGCCGUCGACGCGUCAAUCUGGAUUUAUCAGUUCCUGAAGGCAGUGCGCGACAAGGAAGGAAAUGCGCUUCGAAAUUCACAUAUUGUCGGUUUCUUCCGGCGGAUAUGCAAGCUGCUGUACUUUGGAAUCAAGCCAGUAUUCGUCUUCGAUGGCGGCGCGCCAGUCUUGAAACGGCAAACGAUCGCGGCACGGAAGAAAAGAAGGGAGGGUCGAAGAGAAGAUGCGACUAGAACUGCGGGGAAGCUGCUUGCUGUGCAAAUGCAGCGGACUGCCGAAGAAGAAGCCGAGGCGCGACGACGAAAUAAAAAACGUCCCCAGGGUGAAGGGGAGGUGGUGCCUGAAGCCCCCGUCUACGCGGACGAGGCUCUCAUGACCGAGCAGGAAAGACAAAAGAACCGAAAAUUCAAGAAAAAGGAUCAGUAUCACCUGCCGAAUCUUGAUGUCUCGCUUGAAGAGAUGGGUGCCCCGAACGACCCUCGAAUUAUGUCCCAGGAAGAGUUGGAGCAAUAUGCGCGACAGUUCCAUCAGGGCCAAGAUAUCAACCUCUAUGAUUUUUCAAAAAUAGACUUCGACAGUCCCUUCUUCCUCAGUUUACCGGCCACGGACCGAUACAAUAUUCUGAACGCAGCCCGGCUCAGGAGUCGACUGAGAAUGGGUUAUUCCAAGGAACAACUAGAUACCAUGUUCCCUGACCGCAUGGCCUUUUCAAGAUUUCAAAUUGAACGAGUUACGGAACGAAAUGAUUUAACACAACGACUAAUGAAUAUCAACGGCAUGAACGGAGAGGAGGCAUUUUACAAAUCUGGACAGCGAAUUGCUGGCGAACGUGGUCGAGAAUACGUCCUGGUCAAAGAUAGCCAAAAUGAGGGUGGAUGGGUUUUGGGCGUUGUGGGAAAUAAAGAAGCAGGACGGGAAGAUAAGCCUAUUGAUGUAGAUCAAUAUGGCCUGCCCGACCCAGUCUCAGAGUCUGACGAAGGGUCCGAUGAUGACGAAUUUGAGGAUGUGCCUAUCGAAGGGAUCAACAGACUACCCAAACUGCCUGCCCUUCAAGAGGGAGUGCUUGACGCCUCUCUGCAGCAGGCUCAAGAGGAGUUGGAUUUGCAAAGGGUAUUGUUCGAAUCGCGCGGAAACAAAAGCCUACCCGCUACCUUGGGUCAUUAUGCCGAUGAAAAUGCGCUUUUUGUUCAAGGCGAUCAUCAGGACGUUCUUUCUCGGCCCCAGAAUCAAUAUUCCGGCAUAUUUGAAGAAGAUGAUGAUGACGAGCUCGCGAGAGCCAUCGCGCUGUCAAUGCAGACCAAUGAAGAUGCAGAUGAAGACAUGCCUGAUAUUUCCAUCAACCAGCCUUUGCAGUCCGUACCUGCCCCCGAGCCUCUGCAGGAACCUGAUUUUGAUGAAAGUGACGAAGAUAUGGACUUUUCAGCCGCAGUUGCGCAGACAAAGGUCUCGGAAAAGAAAUCUCUCGUUGAGAACCCUUUCUCUGGGCCGCUUCCUUUCGAAUCUAUUACACUUAACAAAGCCACCAAGAAGUCUGACGAGAGCCCUGAGGUGGAUGAAGAUGCCGGCGGCUUUGUUAAGGAGCCUAUGAAUAAAAAGAAGCAAGCCGAACCGCUUCCUCCGUGGUUCUUUGGGGACAAGUUAAGCGAGGAAUUUAUUACGGAGCCAACUUUUGAACAUGAGGGCAAGGAUCAACAUAACGCACAUCAAGAUCACUGGUUUCUCUCAAAUCGACGAUCCCCGGAUAUCAUUCAGGUUGAUGACACGCCAGAAAUUAAGGAAGUGAUUGAUUUAGAGGCAGAGCCGGAAGAAAAAAUCCCUGAAGUUUCUAUACCCAUGCAAGCUGUUUUAUCAGGGGAUGCAGGGGUAAUGAACGCGGAGUCGCCUAUUCGCCCAUCUGUGACUGCAGAGUCUGCGAAGGGUGAAAUUUUUGAUUCUUCGCUCGAGAUCAACGCCCCGGCGAGGGAACCUCAUGUUCUGACCAUCGGAGAAGACGUCCAAGAGGCAAAUGCACCAGAACCCUCUUCCCAGGCAGAGGCAUCUCCUGAGCCCGAGUUCGAAGAUGUCAUCCCCGCGUCUCCCACUCCUGCCCCGGCCCCAGGCCCUCCUCCUGAGAUCACGGUGGUCCCCGAUCGCCACACCGAGCUCCUAGAGGAGCCUGCGCCUCCUGAGCUUCUUGUUCAAGAUGACGAUGACGAGUUCAGUGAUCCAGAGGAUGAAGAUCUCAUGCGACAACUGGCAGCCGAAGGAGAGGAGCACGUCCGAUUUGCGCAAACUCUCAACUCGGAUGUCCUCCUCAACCACGUGGACUAUGAACAAGAACUGAAGCAGCUACGAAACCAGCAACGGAAGGAUCGACGUGAUGCAGACGAAGUAACACAGAUCAUGAUCAAUGAGUGCCAGCAGCUGCUCCGACUAUUUGGGCUGCCGUAUAUUACUGCUCCCAUGGAGGCCGAGGCGCAGUGUGCCGAACUCGUCUCCUUGGGGCUUGUGGAUGGAAUUGUUACCGAUGAUAGCGAUACUUUUCUCUUUGGCGGCACUCGCGUCUACAAAAACAUGUUCAAUCAGAGCAAAUUUGUGGAAUGCUAUCUAUCCUCCGACUUUGAAAAGGAGUAUGCGCUCCACCGACACAAGCUCAUCAGCUUUGCACAUCUUCUGGGCAGUGAUUAUACCGAAGGUAUACCGGGCAUUGGACCCGUGAAAGCCCUCGAAAUCAUCACCGAGUUCUCGAGUCUCGAAGAGUUUCGGGAGUGGUGGACAGAGCUCCAGAUAGGUGUCAACAAGCCAGACGAUGCACACCUGGCCUUUCGGAAGAAGUUCCGCAAACAGGCUUCGAAGAUCUUCCUCCCACCGUCGUUCCCUGAUACCCGGGUAGAUACCGCCUACCUGGAACCCGAAGUCGAUGCAGACUCGUCCCAAUUUCAAUGGGGCGUGCCAGAUCUGAAUGGUCUUCGGCAUUUCCUCAUGUCGACGAUCGGCUGGAGUCAAGAGCGCACCGACGAAGUCCUAGUGCCGGUCAUUCGAGACAUGAACCGUCGGGCGCAAGAAGGCACCCAGUCGAACAUUACUCAGUUCAUGCAGGGAUCUAUAGGCGCGGGAGCAUUUGCACCAAGGGUACGCGGUGGUCCCAGCCGGAUGGAGAAGGCCUUCGGCCGACUACGGCAGGAAGCCAGAGGUGGCCGAGAGGCGGCACACGGCGAGGAGUCUACUGCAGCUGCAGCUACAGAUACAGCCACAGAGGAUCGGGCUGAGGAGGGCUCGAGCUCGGGUAAACGUGGGAAAGCCACCCAGGGCGGCGCCAGUAAGAAGCGAAAGACUCGGAGGGAGUCGUCGGCUACAUGA